AUGUCGACCAAAACAAUUCCAACAUAUGAAAAGCAGCUCCAUGAAGAAUUUUCAAAGAUUUAUAAACAGUUAUCUUCGUUGAAAAAUAAUCGUAAUAUCUAUAUUAACUCAACACAGAUUUAUACAAUUUACGAUGAAUUUUUAAGCUUACUUCAUGAGUUAACAUUAACUAGAAAGGAUGAAGAAUUGAAAGGAAUUAACUUGGUUUUACCUAAUGGCAAUGAUGUUAUAAUCGACGAUAUUUGGCAAUUGUUAUCUUUAUGUUUUGUAACAUGUGGGUUGAUUAAGUUUGCUCCUGCAACUUACUCUUCCCUUUCAACGGUGAACAAAUUGCUAGAACAUUUAAAAGAGUGCCAAGUGUAUACCAUGGACGAUUUACAUCCUAUUCAAUUGAGGUUGGAUGAGAUUAAGGAUAUCAUUACUUCAAGUGAGGAUAUAGCGGACGAUGAUGAUGGUUAUACUGAGGAUGAUGAAGCCAUGAUUAACAACGAAGAUGCGAGAUUCCAUAAAGCUGAGGAGAGCUUAUUAUUACGAAAUAAGUUGAAUAAGUGCCAGCAGUCGUUGAACUACUUGCAGGAUAAGUUCAAACAAGUUCCAGCCGAUUUAGAGCCUACGUUCAAUGAGUUAUUAUCUAUUAGAAAGUCACUUUUAAACUACCUUACAAAUGCGUCCAAUGAAUCAGCUAAGUUAAGCCCAGAGGAAUUUAAUAAAGAAUUAGACAGACUAAAGGGUAAGUUGAAUGAUAUUAAGGACAAAAGAGACGAAGAGGGGAGAUUUACUAGUUCGAAAGGAACAGUUGAAGAAUUGGAGGCAAGUCAAAGCGUUUUGAAUGGAUUGUUAGAUGAUUGUAAUAAUUUUAUUAACGACCUAUCCAUUCAAAAGAAUACAAAUAAUAUUAAUGACAUGUUUGAAAGUUUGAAUAUAUCAGGCUCGGCUUCGCCUGAGACAAUUAAAAUUGUGAAAGGUCUUGAAAAGUUGUAUUCCGAUUUGAUUGACAUCAAAUUCAAAUUAGAAAACCUUUUAAUCACUAGCAGAUGGACUAUGAGAGGUACCGACUUGUACACGUACCAAAAACUGUUGAAGGACAUUGAGGAACAAAGACUUAAAUUAAACGAGUCUAUAACUACGUCUGAAACCUCCACAGACCUCGACACGAAAAGCAUCAAAAAGUUACAAGUUCUUAUUUUAUAUUUGUUGAGAAGAUGCUAUGCAUUGAUUUAUAAGUUAUUGGAAAGCUCAGAACCGGUUCUGGAGUCUUUGCAACCAAUUCAUAAUCAAUUAUCCACCGUUCGUAAAUGCUUGUUGGAAAUAAAGCGUGUCGACGGUCUUAACAAUUUAAGAGAUGUAUAUCCGUUUCAGUUCAAGCUUGCUUCUCUUGAUAACUUGAGAGAAGAUGGAAAAUUCAUCAUCAAUGGCCAAAUUCCUGAGGGCCAAGGUACACUUAAUGCUCUAUUGGCGGAAUGCUUCGAUAUAUUACAUGAACUCAAAAUUGAAUUGGAAGAGAAAGAAGAAUCUUCCGUUUCAAACAACUCACUGUCAAAUAGUGUAGCUAACACAAGUGACUAUAUAACUGAUGAUGAAGACAUUAAGUCUGAUGAUGAAGUUGAAUUGAAAAGAAAUAGAUACGUGGGAUUUAAUGAGGCCGACUACGAUCAAGAAUCGGAGUCAGAAGAUAGCUUCAAUGAAUCAGAAUAUGAAAGUAAUGAUUAUUAUUAA
Messenger RNA from Debaryomyces fabryi, 1716 nucleotides. RefSeq lists its product as uncharacterized. The transcript has a single exon. NCBI's taxonomy places the organism in Eukaryota, Fungi, Ascomycota, Pichiomycetes, Serinales, Debaryomycetaceae. The record is from RefSeq and is a predicted model, not a curated record. Bases 1 to 1716 code for a protein of 571 amino acids. Gene Ontology annotation, cellular component: cytoplasm; nucleus.